AUGACCAGAUCAUCUAAGGGUGACCUAAUUGAUUUAGAUCCAGAAAUUGAUAGAACCCUUAGGCGACAAGCAAGAGAACUUAGAUCUCAAGAUAGGGCAGUGACUAAUAGUGUCUUUCCCAUUGUUUCUGAUACUGUGUUUGAGUUCCAACCUAAACUGAUCAAUAUGGCCGCCAAUGAAAACAAUGGCAAUGAGAAUAGGAAUAAUGGGAAUAAUGCUAACAGAACUAUUAGAGAAUUGGCUGCCCCUGAUGUGCAUUAUCAACCCUUGUGCAUUCAGUAUCCUCAAUUGGAGGCAAACUUUGAACUGAAAUCUGGAUUGAUACAUUUGCUUCCCAAGUUUCAUGGUCUUGCAGGUGAAGAUCCACACAAGCAUCUAAAGGAGUUUCAUGUGGUAUGCUCCACCAUGAGGCCACCAGGGGUUGAUGAAGAACAAAUAAAGCUAAGGGCAUUCCCUUUCUCUCUUGAUGGAGCUGCCAAAGAUUGGCUGUAUUACUUGCCACCUGCUGCCAUUACCAAUUGGGAUGGCCUGAGGAGAAUAUUUCUGGAGAAGUUCUUCCCUGCUUCUAGAACAGCAGCCAUCCGGAAGGACAUUUGUGGCAUCCGACAGAUAGGUGGAGAAAGCUUGCAUGAGUAUUGGGAGAGAUUCAAGAAGUUAUGUGCUAGUUGUCCUCAUCAUCAGAUAAGUGACCAGCUCCUCAUUCAAUAUUUUUAUGAAGGCUUACUCCCCAUGGACAGGUAUUUAGUGGAUGCUGCAUCUGGAGGAGCCUUAGUGGAAAAGACACCAGUUGCAGCUCGGGACUUAAUUUCAAAGAUGGCUCAAAAUGCACAACAAGUUGGUACUAGGUUGAACACUCCCAUGAAGACUGUCAAUGAGGUUGGUUUUGCUGCACCUAUGGACCAAAGGAGAAUAGAAAAUAGGCUGGAGGAACUCACUUCAAUGGUUCGCCAGUUAGCCCUUGAUCGAAACCAGCCCCAGCAGGUAUGUGGCAUUUGUUCAUUAUCUUCACAUGUAGCUGAUCAGUGCCCACAAUUGCAGGAUAACACAGAAUCAUGCAAUGGAAUCUUCCCUGGAAGACCGUUUCAGCACCAGCCACAACAGAGUAGGUAUGAUCCCUAUGCUCCCACCUAUAAUCCGGGCUGGAGAGACCAUCCCAACUUCAGAUAUGGGGGUGCCUCAACUCAACCAUUCCAACAGAGGUUCAAUGCACCAGGUCAAAGGAAUGCCACACCAAUGAAGCAACAAGCACAGACAUUACCCAAGACAGAACCGAGCUUGAAUGACAUAGUGCAGCAAUUGGCUGCCAAUACUCUCAAAUUCCAACAACGGACUGACACCACCAUACAGAAUUUGGAGACACAGAUUGGGCAGUUAGCAACUAACAUAAAUGAGCUAAGGAGUCAAGGUUCGGGUCAGCUACCUUCACAGCCAAUAUCCAAUCAAAAGGAAAAUGUGAGUGUGAUCAUACUGCGUAGUGGUAAAGAAGUGAAUGCUCCAGAGAAGGCACAAGAAGAAACUGGUAGAAAAGAAGAGUCGCAGCCCCUCUCAAUUCAAAGGGCCAAGCAGCACAUCAACAAUGAUCAGGACAAGGGAGAACACCCCUACAACAAUCCAUUGCCUUUUCCCCAUAGAGCCACUCAAAACAAGAAGAGGGCAGAAGCUGAGUUGGAUAAGGAGAUCAUGGAGACUUUCCAGAAGGUCGAAGUCAAUAAACCACUCUUGGAGGCCAUCAGACAGAUUCCCAAGUAUGCCAAGUUUCUCAAAGACUUGUGCACCCACAAGAGGAAGCUGAAGGGAAAUGAGCAGGUCAACCUUGGAAGGAAUGUCUCAGCCCUAAUCCAGCCCGCCAUGCCUUUGAAAUGCAAAGAUCCAGGGACGUUUACCAUUCCUUGCACUAUAGGAGAGAUGCAAUUCACAAAUGCUUUGUUAGAUUUAGGUGCUUCCAUUAAUGUAAUGCCUAAGUCUGUUUAUGCAUCCUUGCAGGUUGGCCUAUUGAAAUCCACAUGA
This is a messenger RNA of Diospyros lotus (date-plum), 2007 nucleotides long. RefSeq lists its product as uncharacterized. The transcript has a single exon. The coding region runs from base 1 to 2007 and encodes 668 amino acids. NCBI's taxonomy places the organism in Eukaryota, Viridiplantae, Streptophyta, Magnoliopsida, Ericales, Ebenaceae. The record is from RefSeq and is a predicted model, not a curated record.